This is a messenger RNA of Coniophora puteana RWD-64-598 SS2, 609 nucleotides long. RefSeq lists its product as uncharacterized. The record is from RefSeq and is a predicted model, not a curated record. The transcript is spliced from 3 exons. NCBI's taxonomy places the organism in Eukaryota, Fungi, Basidiomycota, Agaricomycetes, Boletales, Coniophoraceae. Bases 1 to 609 code for a protein of 202 amino acids.
AUGUCACUGACAUUCGCGCAGAUAGCCAACGUCAUUGGCCGCAUACCCCAGCUCUCGCAUGUGUCUUUGAUGCAAGUGGUCAUGUUCAUGGACUGCUGCAUCGAACUUCGCGAUGACUUUGCCCUGGUUCAGCCUGCAAAGCGCAACACUAUUGACGAGGCCCCACCCACUAUCCCUCGCCCCCAUAUCCGGUGGUUAUCCACCGUCACACGCAUCACCAUAGAGAACCUCGAAUAUCUAUGGCUACUCCUCAAGGACUCGAUAUGGGUAAUGCCUCGAUCUUGGGAGCGUCAGCAGGACUUAGCGUCUAUGUUUGAGGAGACUGGGUGGGAGUUGAAACUCCCCCUCGUUUCAAUUUAUCCUCCUGCUCGCGUUUGUGACAGCGACGGCUGUCAGAAGAAGUCGGAAAUGCGGACUCAGACCAUCGGCGAGGCAGUAGCAUUCACCAUGGACUUUGGCGUCCAAUAUGCCAAGGUGGUGAACCUAACCUGCGAAUGUGAGUUCUCCCGGUCUAAAUGUUGCCAUUCUUUCAACGCCUCGACACGCAAAUACCACAAACAAAUACCUGAAUGGAUUCAAGUUGACGAACAUCACUACGUCGAGACUUGA